ACAAAAAGAGAUCACUUAAUUAGGUAUUUCACCAUGUCCGCCUCUCCCCAGCCAACACAGUCCACCAAGCGUCCUCUCGAGGACACGUCGUCCCCCUCCCGCAACGACCAACCCGAGGCCAAACGUCCGGCUUUGGACAAGGUCAUCAAGGAGCAGCAGGAGGACAACAAGGCCGACCCCAUCUCUCCUUUGAACGACGAGACCGCCUCCUCCGUCCCGGCCCCUGAGGCCAACGGCACGGCGAAGACGAACGGCGAAAAGCCCGAGGCGACGGACCAUCAGGGUGACACAGUCGUCCCCGAUGCUCCGGAAACAAAGCCCACCACCAGCACCACGGUGGAUACCGCCUCGUCUGAGGCGCAGGCGAACCCCCCUGCAGAGUCUCGUGAUGAGACUGCCUGGAUACACAUCCGCGCCGUUAUUUCAAGUCCCGAAGCCGCGACUAUAAUCGGGAAAGGCGGCGAGAAUGUGUCCAAGAUCAGACAAUCGUCAGGAGCCAAGUGCACUGUCAGUGACUAUCAGAAGGGCGCCGUUGAGCGUAUUCUGACUGUCAGCGGUGUUGUUGAUGCUGCUGCAAAGGCCUUUGGCUUGAUUAUCCGCACCCUUAACAACGAGCCGUUGUCUGAGCCCUCCAACCAGCACUCCAAGACCUAUCCCCUGCGUCUUCUGAUCCCCCAUGUUCUGAUCGGCUCCAUCAUUGGGAAGGGCGGGUCUCGCAUCAAGGAGAUCCAAGAAGCUUCUGGUGCCCGCCUGAACGCUUCUGACUCCUGCCUCCCCGCGUCUUCGGAGCGUUCUCUGGUCGUCACGGGCGUUGCUGACGCUGUACACAUCGCCACAUACUAUGUCGGUAGCACCCUUUUGGAGCAGCUCAACGAGCGCUUUGGCGGGGCUGCUGCCUCUGCAUACGCUACCCGCAGCGGCGGUCCUGCUGCCGUCACAGGUGGCAUGACUGUCGUCCCAUACGUCCCUCAACCCGCCGGCGGAAACUUUGGUCAGCGCGACCACUACAACAACCGCCGUCCGGACCCUAGAGCCCACCACAUGCCGCCCCAGGCCUACGGUGGCGCGCCUCAAUAUGGCGCUUAUCCUCAGGCGGCACAUCCUGGCCCCGCGGUCCCAAUGCACUUUGCUGGUGCUCAGGCUGCUGGGGGUUACGGACCUGCCGCCCCCCACAUGCCACCCCAUGCCGGACACGCCGGACAUGUUGGGCCCCAGCCCCACACCGGUCCUCACGGUCCGCAGGCAGCUGGCUCUGGUGGCGCGGCCGGUGGACCUAUGACUCAACAAAUCUACAUCCCCAAUGAUAUGGUUGGCGCCAUCAUCGGCAAGGGUGGCCAGAAGAUCAACGAGAUCCGUCAGAUCAGCGGCAGCGUCAUCAAGAUUAACGAGCCACAAGACAACAGCAACGAGCGUCUUGUCACGAUCACUGGUACCGAUGAAUGCAACAAGAUGGCGCUAUACAUGCUCUACACUCGUCUUGAAAACGAAAAGCACCGGAUGUAA
Molecule: messenger RNA, 1503 nt
Organism: Podospora anserina S mat+
Lineage: Eukaryota; Fungi; Ascomycota; Sordariomycetes; Sordariales; Podosporaceae
Exons: 3
Biological process (GO): regulation of gene expression; regulation of RNA metabolic process
Cellular component (GO): cytoplasm; nucleus
Molecular function (GO): mRNA binding
Source: RefSeq, a predicted model, not a curated record